Pyricularia grisea is the source of this 2329-nucleotide messenger RNA. RefSeq lists its product as uncharacterized. Gene Ontology annotation, biological process: protein folding. The coding region runs from base 148 to 1749 and encodes 533 amino acids. The record is from RefSeq and is a predicted model, not a curated record. The transcript has 4 exons. Gene Ontology annotation, molecular function: ATP hydrolysis activity; ATP binding; ATP-dependent protein folding chaperone. NCBI's taxonomy places the organism in Eukaryota, Fungi, Ascomycota, Sordariomycetes, Magnaporthales, Pyriculariaceae. Gene Ontology annotation, cellular component: chaperonin-containing T-complex.
CCCCACCAGAGGCAAGCAGCGAAGCACCAGCACCAGCAGUUAUCCCCAGCAUCCGAACUAUAACCAACCGCGCGGGGAGAUUGGUAGCUUGCAGGAGUUAGCAAUCAGAACUUUUCAAAUUUAUUUGUCGAUUCUCAUCUCGCGAAGAUGGCGACCACCGCACCAGCAGGAGCAAAUACCGCCAACGCGGCUUUCCGGGACAAGGAAAAGCCGAUUGCUGUGCGCUCUUCCAACAUCGUGGCUGCUAGAGCUGUCGCCGAUGCCAUCAGGACAUCCCUUGGCCCUCGUGGCAUGGACAAGAUGAUUCGAAGCGGCAAGGGCGAAACCAUCAUCACAAAUGACGGCAGCACAAUGUUGAAGAGCAUGUCUGUCAUGCACCCAACAGCCAAGAUGCUGGUCAACCUCUCCAACGCUCAGGACGUCGAAGCUGGAGACGGUACCACAUCGGUUGUUGUCAUCUGUGGCAGUCUCCUCGGUGCCGCCGACCGACUUCUCUCCAAGGGCAUUCAUCCAUCUGUCAUAUCCGAGUCCUUCCAAAGGGCGGCAGCAGCCUCUGUAGAGGUCCUCCACGAGAUGUCGCAACCUAUCGCUCUUACAGACACCGCUGCCCUGCUUCAGGCAGCAAACACAUCACUCUCCUCAAAGAUUGUAUCGCAAUACUCAGGCCUCCUGGGUCCGAUGGCCGUCAAUGCAGUCACCAAGACCAUCGAUCUCAAGACUGCAGACAAUGUGGACCUGAAAAACAUCCGUAUAAUAAAGAGGGUCGGCGGAACCAUCGAAGACAGCGAACUGGUUGACGGUGUUGUUCUGACGCAGCCUGUCUUGAAGAACGCCGGUGGUCCUAUUAGGAUGGAGAAGGCAAAGAUUGGUCUGAUCCAGUUCCAGCUGAGCCCUCCCAAGCCGGAUAUGGAGAACACUAUUUCGGUAAACGACUACAGGCAGAUGGAUAAGAUCGUCAAGGAGGAGCGUCUUUACCUGCUCAACCUUGUCAAGAAGAUCAAGAAGGCCAAGUGCAACGUUCUUCUGAUCCAAAAGUCUAUUCUACGUGAUGCGGUCAACGAGUUGUCUCUGCACUUCCUCGCCAAACUGAACAUCCUAGCAAUCAAGGACAUUGAGCGAGAUGAGGUUGAGUUUAUUUGCAAGUCCACCGGCUGCAAGCCCAUCGCCGAUAUCGAUUCUUUCACCGAGGACAAGUUGGGCACCGCAGACCUGAUCGAGGAGACGCAGUCUUCGGGCAGCCGGUUGGUGAAGAUCACAGGCACGAAGUCGACAGGCAAGACGAUCAGCGUGGUUGUGCGCGGCGCCAACUCGCUGAUUCUCGACGAGGCAGAGCGAUCACUACACGAUGCGUUGUGCGUGGUGCGAUGCUUGGUCAAGAAGAAGGCUUUGAUUGCGGGUGGCGGCGCGGCGGAGAUAGAGAUCGCGGCCCAGCUAUCACGCCGCGCGCGUGAGCUCACUGGAACCGAGGCUAUCUGUUGGAAGGCCUUUGCAGAUGCGCUCGAGGUGGUGCCUACAACACUUGCAGAAAACGCUGGCCUCAACAGCAUCAAAGUAGUGACAGAUUUGAGGCAUCGUCACGAGAUGGGCGAGAAGAAUGCAGGCGUGAGCAUCAAAUCAGGAGGUGUCAACUCCAACAUCGCGAAGGAGAAUGUACUGCAACCUCUCCUUGUCAGCACGAGUGCCAUUGAGCUCGCUGCGGAGACUGUCAAGAUGAUUCUCCGCAUUGAUGACAUUGCGCUCAGCAGGUAGACGGGAAUAGGAAUCUUUGAUUUCAUCUGCGCUGCAUACUUCCCGACAGAUACUGGAGGGAGUUCACGCCGAAGCUCAGGCGCCAGGCAUAGAGAAAAAAUGAAGUCUUGGUCAUAGAAUAUUUGCGGUUCACAAGUAUGUGAGGAUUUAAUUUUUUUUCCCUUCUUUUAAGAACUGUAAAACAAAAUACAACAAAAUAACGACGGGACGAGACAAGCAUCUGCAUCUACCGAUUCAGCCGGGAACUCUCUCUACUUGUCGAACGCACAGUAGCUACUCACCAACUUUAGGAUUCCCCUUGUCUAAUAACCGUUUAAGGCCUGUGCCGACGGGGUUCGAACUUUUGGCUAAAGUCUGCGGAUGGAAAGAGGCGCUGCACCUUUCUGUUGACCUAAUUUGUGACCAUCCCCUGAAGAGGGUGGCCAGCAGCCUUUCUCUAUGGUCUACAUGCAUUCACAUUUGUUAUUCGUUAAUUCCAGUCAGCCCAUUUCAGCCAAGCCGAGCUAUAAUCCUACGGUAAAUUUUACAGUCCCUGUAUUUGUGUAUUUUGGUUGGAAGCUGCUGUAUGUGGCAAAGGCGG